Molecule: messenger RNA, 1372 nt
Organism: Phytophthora nicotianae INRA-310
Lineage: Eukaryota; Oomycota; Peronosporomycetes; Peronosporales; Peronosporaceae
Product: serine/threonine protein kinase
Exons: 1
Coding region: 112-978 (288 amino acids)
Biological process (GO): protein phosphorylation
Molecular function (GO): protein kinase activity; ATP binding
Source: RefSeq, a predicted model, not a curated record
AUUCGUAGCAGGACUGGUGUGGUCCACAUCCAACGUUAUCGUGCACUUUUUGGCUCGUUCAGUUGAGAAUCUGCGUCAAAGUGCUCAAGUCGCUUUCAACGAACACCAAACAUGACACUAAUCCACAACCGCUACCGCCCCGUGCGGCAGCUCGCACAGACAACCUACGGCAGCAUUUGCCUCUGCACCGACGAGUUUCUACCUCCGCGUCGCGUCGUGCUCAAGAGUGUAUCACUCGUUCACGCCAUCAACAUGUUGGACCUGCGCAGUCCUGAGCUGCAGCAGCCUGACGACCCGCGACAAGAAAAAGCCUUUGCGAAUCUACAGCGCAGUAAUGCAGCCCCACACCCGAAUAUUGUGCAGUACCUGGACGACUUUAUCGAAGGCCAGACACUCUAUUUCGUGCUGGAAUACUGUGCCGGCGGAGACCUCGUCUCCUCUGUCAACUGUGGCCAGAACCAACGACUUGUCUGUGCUGAUGCACUGGCAGUCAUCAAGCAGAUAGCCGCGGGUGUCGCUUAUCUGCAUAGUCACAGUGUCGCACACAGAGACUUGAGUCUCGAGAACGUGAUGCUCAGUCGCGGAGUAUGCAAAGUUGGAGACUUUGGGCUAUCCACAAGGACAGAUCAGCCGUCUUUUGGCCGCGUGGGCAAGGCUUAUUAUAUGGCGCCCGAGGUGGUGGCGGCCAGAGCCGUUUAUGACUCCAAAGCGGCCGAUAUCUGGUCGCUUGGUAUUAUUCUGUUCGUCCUAGUGACGGGUUCCCCGCUGGUCUCGCUGGCGAAGGAAGAGGACGCAGCCUUCAGAGCGUUCCAGAAAGUCGGUGUGCGCGAGGUGCUGGAGGCGUGGCAUAUGGAGGAUUUACUGGAGGAGAGCGCCAUACAACUCUUAAAUGGUAUGCUGCAGUGCAAUCCGACAAAAAGACUGACUAUCGAGCAGGUGCUGGAUCACGAGGCAUUCGAGCAAAGAACUGCAGUAUAAAUCGACUUUGUUGUUUAACUAUGAAUCAAUGAGUUAAUAUGUAAACUUGGCCAACGAGAACAUUCUACUGCGAGUAUUCAACGCAAAGGAAAUCAUGGCGACUAGAUGUGCUCCAUAGUCAUGCAUACAAGGCGCAUGUAAGAUCUUUAAAGGUCAUGCGAAGGCAUUGGCGUUCGCAACGGUUCUUGCGUCCAAGAUGUAAGGAAAAAAGUCCUCGCUCAAUUUGUUUUGAGUAUACCGGAGGCAACCGUAAUUAUUUGUUCCACUAUUCUCGCGUGGUGUUUUAUCGUACAACUUUCUGUUGUUAAUUCGAAGUAUUCAAUUCGAGGAAUUUGUUGUCGGUCAGCAAUCAAGAAAUUGAAUGACAAUCAAAAGCACUGUUUUUGUCCGUUGA